Molecule: messenger RNA, 3394 nt
Organism: Penaeus indicus
Lineage: Eukaryota; Metazoa; Arthropoda; Malacostraca; Decapoda; Penaeidae
Gene: Lnk
Product: SH2B adapter protein 2-like
Exons: 9
Coding region: 115-1845 (576 amino acids)
Biological process (GO): intracellular signal transduction
Cellular component (GO): plasma membrane
Molecular function (GO): transmembrane receptor protein tyrosine kinase adaptor activity
Source: RefSeq, a predicted model, not a curated record
CGGCAAGAUGGAGACGUGAAGGGAGUGUUCCUUCAAGAUGUUGAACUUGCGGCCCAGAGACGGACAUUCUUAGCUCCAAGAUCCCCGUCGAAGGGCAAUGACAAGGUGUGUGCCAUGGCUGCUGCAGGAGACACAGAAGGGGAAAGCCUUAAGAGUGACUGGGAAGACUUCUGUGACAAGCAGGCCAGGAUCGCGGCCGCCGAUUUUGUCAAAUCGUGGCGAGUGUUUGUGGCUCUUCAGGCUCAGUUCAGGGACCUGGAGCACAAGGAGCUGGCACAGAAGUUCGCCGAGCUGUUCCCGGCGCACCUGGAGAAGGCGCUGACGAGCCCGCCCAACGGAGUCAAGGUGCGCAACGGCGUCGGCGAGGCCAGCGACCCCAGGCCAGCCUCGGCCUCCAAUCCAAGGGCAGCCUCGGCCACUAACCCAAGGUCAGCCUCGGCGGAUGACCUCCUGGAGGCUGCAGCAGCGAGCGAUGAAGGUGGCGAGUCCCCGUCCCCUCGCGUGGCACACAGACCCUUCUUCAGGAGGCUGUCUUUCAAGGGCCUCAAAAAGGGCAAGAGCAUCUUCCUCAAGCAGCACUCAGAUGAGGUGGAGCUCUCACCGCACCAUGACAAGCAGUCCAAGAAUGAGAGACACAAGGCGCGCACGGUAAAACUUGCGGUGGAGUGUGUUCGUGAGGGAACUGUGCACCUCCUUGCUGGUGACACUCAGGAAGGGCGCCCGCAUUGGCUCAAGUGCCGCAUGGCACUUGUCAAGGUUGCAGCUGGACAUAUGCUGGAAUUUUAUGCACCUCCUAAGAGUAUGAAGCCUCGUACUGGUGUAUUUUGCAUAUCAAUCAAUGAAGCAAGAGAGACGACAGACCUAGAAAUGCCUGACUUGAGAAACACAUUUGUUAUCAAGGCGGAUAGUGGGAAUGAGUGGGUAGUUGAGGCUCAGGAUCAGGAAGACAUGAAAACAUGGCUUACUACCAUUGUAGCUUAUUGCUGCUCAAAUGAAAAAGAACAGUCAAAGAAUUAUGAACUGCGGCCUGCAAUGUACAGCGUGAAGAAUGAGUCUUCACAGUCCCUGUCAGCUGCAGUCCCUGGAGGUGGAGGGGGUGGUGGCAGUGGUGGGGGAGGGGAGACUGCCGAGGCCCGACCAGAGCACCCACCAGACUUGCCUCCCAGAAUUCCAGGCACUACCUCACCCAUCUCACAACAGGCAAGUGGCAUUGUAGCAAGACAGAACAACCUCACAACACACACAAGAUCUCAGAAUGGUCUGGGUGAUUACUCCAAUGAGGAAAAUGUCAACAUACCUACGGAUGUGGACUUUUACUCAAGCCUCCGGGACUAUCCCUGGUUCCAUGGCACUUUGUCCCGCUGUGAUGCUGCCUCAGCUGUCCUUCAGGAGGCUGUGGCUGGCCAUGGGGUAUUCCUCGUGAGACAAAGUGAGACGCGGAAAGGGGAGUAUGUCCUUACCUUCAACUACCAGGGAAGAGCAAAGCACCUUAGGAUGACCAUUAAUCCAGACGGUGCAUGUCGCGUGCAACACCUCUCCUUUGCAACCAUAUUUGACCUGCUCGAGUACUUCCGUGACAACCACAUCCCAUUGGAGUCUGGCGGCACUUCGGAUGUCACGCUUUCUGAGUUUGUCAUUGCGGCAGACUAUUCGGCGCGGAACCAGGGAACAGGCCAAGCGGGAACGGACCGCAGGGCACCCAAUCUGCCUGAUACCAGAGAGGUCACUACUCAUGGUGGAUCUGUACGCAUGACAACUGCAGCUUUAGAAAGACUGCAGUAUGAACAAAGCAAUUCAGGUGGGUCAACAGGACGUGCUGUGGAGAACACUUACACGUAUACUUAAAGCCAUGCUCUUGAUUUAGAGGUGAUAAAAGCACAAGAAAAGAAGUUGACAUCAAGCAAUGUGUUGAGUUGGAGAUGCUUGUUGCUGGGAAGUUUGAAAUUGAAGCUCAAUUUCAGAGGCCUUUUUUACAGAUUUUAUUCACUGUAAGAACUGGGCUGAAGAAGUUUAUCAAUAUUUUUUCCCCUUUUACCCUAUGUUUGAUUUUAUGAGGGUAUACUUUCAAGCUGAGAUUAUUAAUUACAUGUAUUUAAUUCAGGGCAGUAUCUGAAGGAAGUUCAUGGUAACUUUCUUUUUUGAAAAUUAAUAGAACAUUCUAAAAAGUUCUUUUCAUUAUUUUGGAUUUAACUGAAUAUGAAAUUGAUUUUAUAUAUGUUGUGCCAUUUGUUUUCAUAGCAAUGCUUAAUUUGUAGAUUGACAAAGGAAUCAAAGACUUUGCUCUCUAGAUCAUUUUUGUAACCUUGAUGGAUAUGAUAUCAAAAUCAUAAAUAUCCUUACCAAUACUCCAUGAUUUAUUUUAGGUAUCACUUUUUUUUCAAAGAACUUUAUAAAUAAGGUUGUGGAUAGUUAGAUUUUUGACUUGUAACACUCCAUGACAUGCUGGAAAGAUGUCCACUGUAGAAAUUCCAAACUGUGGCAACUUUUCCUAAUAUGCAAGACGGGUGGAGGAAUGAGCUGGAGGUCGACCUAGAUGUUUGUAAAACUGAUAUGUAUUUUGGAGCAUGUUUCAUUUAUCACCUGGCUGAGAACCACCUCAAUUGAUGUGAUUAUAAAAUGCCUCUGAUAUACCACAUGCAGUGUUUCAUCAGACCCACUGUGAUUCGGAUAGGAUUAUGCAAUUCUUCAUUCACUCAAAAAAUAUGUUGGUUUCAUAAUACCAAAGUUAAGAUCAGACUUUGAAGACACUGAUUAUUUGACAUCAUUUUUAUUAGUGAUGAAUAUCUCCUGAUAAGUUCCGAGGGAUAGUUUCCAGUGCUUAAAAAUGCACAGAGGGUAGUUUACGGUCAUUUGCUAUUUUUGUUAUUGAUCUUAAUGAGAUAGCAUCCAGCAACUGGUAAUGAUUGCUGGCAUUUAAAUUAGGAGAUGUUUGUGCUUUAUGAACCAUUUGCCAUAUGAGAAUGGAGCAGUCAGCAGUUUAAUUUACAGUAUGUUGUAUUCCAUGUUAUUAGGUAAUUAUGUUUGUGUGAUUAGAUAUAGUUGUAAAGAGGAAUGCCGUUAAGAAUGUAGUUGACAUUAACAUAUACCAUGUGAGAUGCAUGCUUGAACCCCAGUUACAUAGGCUUAAGCUGUGUAUGUCAGAAAGCAGGUCACUCCUCCACCCAUUUGAUUGCAAUUAGGAGAUAUUUUUGGGCUUUGGAGAUCCAAUGUCCCUCUUUUUGUUAACAUGAUCAGAAGACUUUUCAAGUUCCAAUUUUGAGAAUGUAAACAAAGGCAUUACUGUAUAAGGCUGAUAUAAUAGUAUUAUUGUUUGCUUGUGUGUGAGCAUUCUUAGUUAUUCUGUUUUUAUUUAUUUAUUUAUUUUAUAGAAAAAUAAUGUGAAGUACUUACUGAU